Molecule: messenger RNA, 2280 nt
Organism: Carcharodon carcharias (great white shark)
Lineage: Eukaryota; Metazoa; Chordata; Chondrichthyes; Lamniformes; Lamnidae
Gene: tnni3k
Product: TNNI3 interacting kinase
Exons: 23
Coding region: 28-2280 (750 amino acids)
Biological process (GO): proteolysis; protein phosphorylation; regulation of transcription by RNA polymerase II
Cellular component (GO): nucleus
Molecular function (GO): ATP binding; aspartic-type endopeptidase activity; RNA polymerase II-specific DNA-binding transcription factor binding
Source: RefSeq, a predicted model, not a curated record
UUUCUCAAAAACAAGAGAAGAAACGCAAUGGGGAACUACAAGUCCAGGCCAAAUCAGACCUGCACAGAUGAAUGGAAGAAGAAAGUGAGUGAAUCUUAUGCUGCGGUGAUAGAAAGACUCGAGGACGACCUGUGUAUUAAAGACAAUGAACUCCUCGAACUCAAGCACGUCUUCAGUUCAGACGAAGCCUUCAGUAAAGUAAACAUGAACUACCGGACAAAGAAUGGGUUAUCUCUUCUUCAUCUCUGCUGCAUUUGUGACGGCACCAAGUCCCAUGUCAGGACUCUGAUGCUGAAAGGUCUUCGUCCAUCCAGGCUGACGAGGAAUGGAUUCACAGCACUACAUCUGGCUGUCUUCAAGGACAAUGCAGAGCUGGUCACUGCGCUGCUCCAUGGGGGCGCCGAUAUUCAGCAGGUAGGCUAUGGAGCCCUCACCGCUCUUCACAUUGCGACCAUUGCUGCAAACAAUGAGACGGUUGACAUCCUAUUACAACAUGGAGCCUUUGUCAAUGUGCAGGAUGCUGUCUUCUUCACACCUUUACAUAUUGCUGCUUAUUUUGGUCACGAACAGGUAACCAAGCUGCUCCUGAAGUUUGGGGCUGAUGCCAAUGUUAGUGGGGAGGUAGGAGACAGACCACUGCAUCUUGCUUGUGCCAAAGGGUUUCCGAACAUCGUCAAACUCCUGCUGACCGAAGCCAGCAAGACAGAUGUGAAUGCUCAGGACAACGAGGACCAUUCGCCCCUCCAUUUUAGCUGCCGCUUCGGGCACCAUGAAAUCGUGAGGUACUUGUUGCAAGGCAACUUUGAUGUGCACCCCCAUGCGGUGAAUAUCUAUGGAGAUACACCUCUACACCUGGCUUGUUACAAUGGUAAACUGGAUGUGGCCAGCGAACUCAUCCAACUAUCGGGGACAGAAAGCUUGACCAAGGAAAAUAUCUUCAGUGAAACCUCUUUCCACAGCUCCUGCACUUAUGGAAAGGACCUUGAACUGGUCAAGUUUCUGAUCAGCCAGAAUGCCAUGAGCAUAAAUCAUCAGGGAAGGGAUGGACAUACUGGUCUGCACAGCGCCUGUUACCAUGGCCACAUUCGUCUGGUGCAAUUCCUAUUGGACAGUGGUGCUGACAUGAACCUGGUGGCCUCUGAUCCCAGCCGUUCCAGCGGAGAGAAAGAUGAGCAAACAUGCCUAAUGUGGGCCUACGAGAAAGGUCAUGAUGCGAUUGUGACACUGCUUAAGCAUUAUAAAAGACCUCAGGAUGAAUCGCCUUGCAAUGAAUACUCCCAACCUGGUGGAGAUGGGUCCUACGUUUCUGUUCCAUCACCACUUGGGAAGAUCAAAAGCAUGACAAAAGAGAAAGCCGACGUUCUACUCCUGCGAGCCGGCUUACCUUCUCAUUUCCACCUUCAGCUGUCAGACAUCGAGUUCCACGAAAUUAUUGGAUCAGGAUCGUUUGGGAAAGUCUACAAGGGAAGAUGCAGGAACAAAAUUGUCGCCAUUAAAAGAUAUCGAGCCAACACGUUUUGCUCCAAGUCUGAUGUGGAUAUGUUCUGCCGAGAGGUCUCCAUCCUCUGCCGACUCAACCAUCCCUGUGUCAUCCAGUUUGUCGGGGCUUGCUUGGAUGAUCCCAGCCAGUUUGCCAUUGUAACACAGUUCAUCUCGGGAGGAUCCUUGUUCUCCCUCUUACAUGAACAAAAGAGAAUCGUUGAUCUUCAAUCCAAAUUAAUCAUUGCGAUUGAUGUGGCCAAAGGAAUGGAAUAUCUUCACAACCUGACUCAACCAAUCAUACACCGAGACCUCAACAGCCAUAAUAUCUUGCUGUACGAAGAUGGCCAUGCAGUGGUCGCUGAUUUUGGAGAAUCCAGAUUCCUUCUGUCGAUGGACGAAGACAACAUGACGAAGCAGCCAGGGAACCUGCGCUGGAUGGCUCCUGAGGUGUUCACACAGUGUACCCGUUACACCAUCAAAGCAGAUGUCUUCAGUUACGCUCUGUGUCUCUGGGAGCUGCUAACUGGUGAAAUCCCCUUUGCCCAUCUCAAACCAGCUGCUGCUGCUGCCGAUAUGGCAUACCAUCAUGUCCGACCUCCAAUUGGCUAUUCGAUACCUAAACCCAUCUCAUCUCUACUAAUAAGGGGAUGGAAUGUGUGUCCAGAGAAUCUCUAUCCAAGUUCUACCUAUGUCAUUGGUACCAACGUGGACCACGACAAUAGGAUCUUCCCCUUCCCACUGCAACCAUUCUCCAAGAUGCAAGAAUUCAUGGGGGUCCUUCCAUUAGCUUUUGGCUAA